Clarias gariepinus (North African catfish) is the source of this 1741-nucleotide messenger RNA. Its product is annotated as CMRF35-like molecule 8. The transcript has 7 exons. The coding region runs from base 1 to 1386 and encodes 461 amino acids. The record is from RefSeq and is a predicted model, not a curated record. Lineage: Eukaryota; Metazoa; Chordata; Actinopteri; Siluriformes; Clariidae.
AUGUGUGAGUGUGGACUCAGGAUGAAGAUCCUCCUCAUUGUCACCCUCUGCCUGAUCUCAGAUGGAGGAGAUUCCAAGGAAGUAACAGGAUAUUCAGGAGGAGGAGUCCUUAUCAAGUGCAAGUAUGAUACAGGAUACACACAAAACAAUAAAUAUUUCUGCAAGAGUUCAACACCGGGCUGUCCUGACAAAAUAAGAACACAUGCUAAAAAUGAGUGGAUGAAUUCAGGAAGAUUCUCACUGUAUGAUGACACCAAAUCAGCAGAGUUCAGGGUGAUGAUCAAAGAACUCACUGUACAGGACACUGGGACGUACCAGUGUGGAGUUGAUAGAAGUAUUGUUUUAUUAACACCAGUGGAACUGAAGGUAAAGGAAGAUCCAUCCUGUAUGAAGUCCAUCAGUGAGACUGUCCAUGUAGGAGAAGAUUUGAACAUCAGCUGUAAAUACCCAGAAUCCCUCAGGAGUAAUCCCAAGUUUCUGUGCAAUACAAGGCUACAAGCGUCAGUUUGUUUUUAUAAAAAAUCUGUUAACGAAAGUGAAAAGCAUGUAAAUGUGGGGAAAUUCUCCCUGUAUGAUGACAGAGCAAUACAAACCUUGAGUGUGAGUAUUAGAAAUGUAACUGAGCGAGACUCUGGUGAAUACUGGUGUGGAGCUGAAGCAGCCUGGGAAUCUGAUGAUGGAUACAAGGUUUAUUUCACACAGAUCAACCUGACAGUUACUGAGCCGCAUGCCCCAGUUUCCAGCUUAAAGCCAACACAACGGUCUUCAUCACCAUCACCACCAACACCACCAUCAUUAUCAUCAUCAUCAUCAUCAUCAUCAACACCACUACUUCUUACCAAUAACCACAAUUCCUCCUGGCCUACUCCAAGUCCUCCUCCACCGGGAUUUCCAGCUUCCACUGUGAUCACUGUAUCUGUAAUUCUGCUGCUGCUUCUGAUUGGAGUCUCAUUCCUUACUUUGACUCUACAAAAGAGAUGCAAGAUGCAAGCAGGUACAGCUUUUUCUGGCAGUAGUUCUGUCCAAGACCCAGGAAACAACCAAGGGGUUUCUCUCGAUGCCUGUGAAUAUGAGGAAAUUGAAGACACCGGCAAACUUUCUGCCAUAGCUGAUGGAACUUCAACAAUUUACUCUACUGUACAACUACCCACAGUCGCCUCUGACCCUUCUCAACCUCUUUAUGACAACAUGGUGUUGCACACAACCCCUCCUGAAAAGAUCAUCUACUCCAUAGCUCAGUCACCCACAGCUCUCUCAACUGAGAAAUCGACUUAUACAACAGUGAAUUUUCACUCCAAAACCACUAAUGAUGCAAUGCCACAAAUUGUCUUUAAGAAAGAAGCCUGUGACUAUGCUUUAGUCAAUCAUGUUACUUCACAUAGAUAGGGUUUUAUCAUUAUGGAUCCAAGCAUGCAGUGCUGGAACUUUGCUAAUUUAUUCCUUUUUUAUUUUUUUAUUUUUUUCAUUUGGUCUUGACCACCAUCAUGCAACAGCUAGGAGCGAGAGUGGACUAAUCACACUUCCUCUGAGAGAUGUGUGAAACCACUAAACUAUUUAUUUUCAAACUGCUGCAUCACAGGGUGGUGUAACACACUCAUACAAGAGUAAAGCACUAUUUGCCCCCCUUAGCAAACAUGAUAUCACAGACUCGUCGUUUGCCACUGUCACUAUGAUUGACAAAGAAAAGAGAGCAUGCCUGUUUUUAACACUUAGUCAUUAUGUAAAAUUUACUUUGAUUCAG